AUUGACUAAAACAUUUCAGUAGUCUAAGAUCAAGGUUGAGUGCCUUAAACAUGGCAAUCUUAUUUCUCGACGGAGAUCUUCAUGUUUCAUCGGAUGUUUUCAUGGAUUGUAGUGCUUAUGUAUUUGUAGUUAUAGAAACUGCUAUCAGUAAAAGGCAGAUAUAUUUUUGGUCUUUAUCAGCUACUCCUUGAAAUACAGGUCCUUAUUUAAUUAGCAACAUCCGUUAUUCGUUAGUAACAGAAUGAUUUGAAGAGUUAUGGAUCGAUGUCAUGAUGUCCACGUAUGAUUAUAUAUCAUCUUCAUUUCAAAGAAUGAAAUGGUGUAUUGUUUUGAUGUACCCAGGUACAUGUAUAUACGUAUUUCGAUUCUUAACGCGACAGUUACGAAGGAACUCAAGCACCGCUGAAAGCCCUAUUCUCUUAUGUAAGAGUGAGGGAUAUAUGUACCAAACAGCUUUUAUCCAUGUGACUGCUACAUGUUUAUAUACACUAGGGGAAUGUCCUAAAGUGACCCCAUCGUCACGUGGCUGCCCUAAGACCUAAGUCGGUAAACAUGUCAAAGUCCAUUCAGGUGCUACAAGGGAGGAUACGUAUAAUGUGCAAAAGGCAACAUGACACGGGCCAUGAAGUUAUCAUGUUUCCUCUUGGUGGCUGUUGCCGCGUGCAUGUUGCAUGAGUCCUCUGCCUGUCCGAUGUACUGCACUUGUAAUGAUGUCGGGAAGGAUGAAGUCGCAGUGUACUGCCGUGGGCCGAAGAUCAGAGCCAUCCCCAGGGACAUUCCAGACAACACAACAUUGUUGGAAAUAAGUUCCACCGAAUUAACUGUACUACGAAGAGGCGACUUCGUUGAUAUGCCCAUGUUAACGCAGCUGAACGUUGGGUCCAAUUUGAAGUUAUCUGCAGUUGAGCCCGGAACCUUCGACAACCUACAAACUCUCACGGACCUCAGACUCUCCAACAACUCUUUCACCAAACUGCCGGCUGGACUGUUGGACAGCUUGAAGAACUUAACCAAUUUUGAUUGUCGCAACAACAAGUUGGUGAUGAUUCAACGUGGUCUAUUCACCGACCAUCCUUCCCUUCAAAUAAUCAGAGUGGACUUUGGUAAUAUUGCCGUGCUGGAGGAGGCCGCCUUUAGUGGCCUUCCUCAUCUAAGUUCUGUAUACGUCGGUUCCAAUAGGCUUACUUCUCUUACCUCUUCCGCCUUCAAGGGUUCUCCAGAGUUGAAAUCCCUGUACGCUAGUGGUAACUCUAUCACUGCUAUAAGCAAGGAUGCCUUUACUGACACCAGCUUCGAGACCUUGUACCUCACCAGAAAUGCCAUCAACAUCGUGGAGGUAGAGGCCCUCUCCCCUCUCCGAAACCUUCAACGCAUUUACCUGGAUGAAAACAACAUUGAAAACCUGGAGGGAGUUUUCAGAGACCUUCCUCAGCUAUUGUCUGUUAAUUUGAGCAAUAAUAAACUCACCUCCAUAGAAAGAGUCUUUCGAAACCUCCCCAAGCUUAGCAGCCUGUCUUUUAAUGACAAUCGAAUAUCGAAAAUCACCAACUCCACGUUCAACGGGGUUCCCGCACUAGAGUCUUUGAGCAUCGCGAACAACAAUAUGUACGAGGUUGAAAGCGGGACAUUUAGAAAGCUUGACAGGCUUGUAGCACUAUACAUGGAUUACAACCAGAUCGAAGAAAUUUCUCUGAUAGGCUUGCACGCAUUGAGAAGUCUCAGUAUAAACUACAACAACUUGCACAGUUUUCCCACCGACCUGAAUGACGCCAACCUGCUUGAGGCACUUUAUUUGAACAACAACCCAAUCGAAGAGCCGCUGGAAGAGCAAUUUUCAGCUUUACAUAGGCUCUCAACGCUAUACCUGUCCAACAUAACCUGUCUGAAGGGAACACUGAACUCAAAGGCGCUGUGUGGCUUGGGUGCUCUUAAAGAACUAUGGCUGUCAUUCAACGAGUUAUCUACUCUCCCGCCAUCAACCUUCCAAAACACCACAGCUAUAUCCACAAUGUGGCUUCAGAACAACAAUCUAACGGAACUGAGUACUGGUUUGUUCCACGGUCUGACAGAGCUGAAUCAGUUGGACUUGUCAUACAACCAACUCAGCCACCUGGACCCCGACACUUUUCUCGGUCUUGAUAAACUCAGGAUUCUAAUACUAACAGGAAACAACUUCACCAACAUGGCACAUGUAGCUCCAGCAUUAGCGAGCCUUCCUUCGCAGGUAGCUUUGAACCUCAAGGAGAAUCCGUUUGUCUACCUUGGUCGUGAGUCCUUCAAAGUACCUAUUAAGCAUGCAAACAUUCUCUCGAUGUCCAGGUCACACAUUCGUGUCAUAGAAGAGGGAACUUUUAUGUACGAGACAUUUUCCAAUCUGACUACAUUAGAACUUGACCAAAACGACUUCCUGCACUUCCUGCCAGGCAAUAUGCUGGACGGCCUCGACAACCUCACGGCUAUGAUCGCGCACGACGAUCCUUUCCACUGUGACUGCCAGCUCAAGGCCUUCGUCACCUGGCUACGUGAACGAGUCAACCCUCCGUACGUGAGCGCAACCUGCGCUAGCCCACCGAGUCUAAAGGGCAAAGACCUGACGGACGUUCCCCUGGCCAGUCUGACGUGUGACUGCCAACAGGUGGAAGUUCCGUCUAUCGAUACGAGUGGCAGUGAUAACUUCACCCGUGAGGGUCAGACCGCCAUGCUGAACUGUAAGGUCUCAGGCUGUCCUGAAGCCGAGUUUUUCUGGACCACCCCAACCGGAGCCAUGUUGGCUGUGGAGUCGGGGUUCCCUAGGAUGGAGGUACUGGACAGCGGUACCCUGGUGGUGACAGACGCGAGGGAAGAGGAUACAGGGGUGUACACAUGUACCGCUGUCAACUACCGCGGGAAGGCCAGCAAGGAAGUGGCUCUGCAUGUGGGAAACAGACACUAGGCCCGCUCAAAUGCACCAAAUGAAUCAAAACGCCGUGCAUUGCUGUGCUGACACGUUUAUAUGGCAACCGUAUUUCUUUAUUACCUCCAAGGAGAUAUUUACCUUUCAUUGGAUGUUUCGGUGGAUAAUAGCGCUUAUGUAUUUGUAGGUAGGAAUUUCUAUAAGUAAAGCGUAGAUAUAUUUUCUGGUCAUUACCUUAAAUUACCAGCUUAUUUUUGAGAUACAGCAGGAUGAUUUAAAGUUAAAAUGUCAGCAUUAUUAUAAACUUGAAAAUGACGUACUGUUUUGAAGUACCCA
Messenger RNA from Branchiostoma floridae (Florida lancelet), 3229 nucleotides. RefSeq names its product leucine-rich repeat-containing protein 15-like. Gene Ontology annotation, molecular function: transmembrane signaling receptor activity; protein binding. Gene Ontology annotation, biological process: immune response; toll-like receptor signaling pathway. The record is from RefSeq and is a predicted model, not a curated record. NCBI's taxonomy places the organism in Eukaryota, Metazoa, Chordata, Leptocardii, Amphioxiformes, Branchiostomatidae. Gene Ontology annotation, cellular component: membrane; extracellular matrix. The coding region runs from base 611 to 2932 and encodes 773 amino acids. The transcript is spliced from 4 exons.